Messenger RNA from Brugia malayi, 975 nucleotides. RefSeq lists its product as uncharacterized. NCBI's taxonomy places the organism in Eukaryota, Metazoa, Nematoda, Chromadorea, Rhabditida, Onchocercidae. The transcript is spliced from 4 exons. The record is from RefSeq and is a predicted model, not a curated record. The coding region runs from base 1 to 975 and encodes 324 amino acids.
AUGGUAUGGGGUAAUGAAGUAAUCAAGAUGUGUUCUAGUGAUAUUGUUAUAUUUGCAGAGAAGUGGCAUGAAUUAAUCAAAAUGUCUUCUAGUGAUAUUGUUAUAUCUGUAGAGAAGGGGAAUGAAUUAAUCAAUAUGUCUUCUAGUGAUAUUGUUAUAUCUGUAGAGAAGGGGAAUGAAUUAAUCAAAAUGUCUUCUAGUGAUAAUGUUAUAUCUGUAGAGAAAUGUGAUAUUGUUAUAUUUGCAGAGAAGUGGCAUGAAUUAAUCAAAAUGUCAUCUAGUGAUAUUGUUAUAUCUGUAGAGAAGGGGAAUGAAUUAAUCAAAAUGUCUUCUAGUGAUAAUGUUAUAUCUGUAGAGAAGGGGAAUGAAUUAAUCAAAAUGUCUUCUAGUGAUAAUGUUAUAUCUGUAGAGAAGGGGAAUGAAGUAAUCAAAACGUCUUCUAGUGAUAUUGUUAUAUCUUUAGAGAAGGGGAAUGAAUUAAUCAAAAUGAAUUCUAGUGAUCUUGUUAUAUCUGUAGAGAUAUGUGAUAUUGUUAUAUUUGCAGAGAAGGGGAAUGAAUUAAUCAAUAUGUCUUCUAGUGAUAAUGUUAUAUUUGCAGAGAAGUGGCAUGAAUUAAUCAAAAUGUCUUCUAGUGAUAUUGUUAUAUCUGUAGAGAAGGGGAAUGAAUUAAUCAAUAUGUCUUCUAGUGAUAUUGUUAUAUCUGUAGAGAAAUGCGAUAUUGUUAUAUCUGUAGAGAAGGGGAAUGAAUUAAUCAAAAUGUCUUCUAGUGAUAUUGUUAUAUCUGUAGAGAAGGGGAAUGAAUUAAUCAAAAUGUCUUCUAGUGAUCUUGUUAAAUCUGUAGAGAAGGGGAAUGAAUUAAUCAAUAUGUCUUCUAGUGAUAUUUUUAUAUCUGUAGAGAAGGGGAAUGAAUUAAUCAAAACGUCUUCUAGUGAUAUUGUUGUAUCUGUAGAGAAAUGGUAUGAGUUAAUGAAGUAA